GCGAUCGAUCUUCAGUUUCAGUGAGAAUACCGAAUAAGAAGCACCUGUAGCAGUUCGGUUGCGCUUCGGUAGCCACAAUGGAUCACCCCUGUUGUUUUUAAUACAAAAUCCCUGACUUCUGAACUGAUCCUCAAGUGCAGUACACCAGCUACUGGGUGAUCGUGCUAAUGGAUUAGCAUUUGGGAGUGAUUGUGCGAUCAUUUUCACAAGAAAAGGUGGGAAUUUUCGUUAAAUGCUAUGAGUGAUCGCAAGUGAUCGCACGCGGAUUGCAAAUGAUCGCAAGUGAUCGAGAGAGUGCUAAAAAGUGACCAAAACCAAUUUAAUGGAUCAUUGUUCUUUUUGUUCGUUUUACUCUCUAAAAUACAUGUUUGGUUUGUGAGUGAAACUUAAAUCAGCCAAAAGUGAUCAUUAGAGGAAUGAGAGAUCAGAGUGUUUUUUGAGACCAUUUCAACGUAUUAGCGGUGGAUUUAUUCGUGGAUUAUUUUUGGAUUACAAGUGGACGUGAAUUUUGCCGUACGAGCCAUCCAAGACAGUGGCUAAGCCAUGCCAACGGGAGGCGCUGAAGCCGUCGAGGAUCGCUCUGUGCGGUCCUCUCGCGUCGAUCAGUUCCUCCAGUCGUCUCCAGGUGGAAGUGGUGGUACAUCCGCACUCAUUAGAAGUUCAUCUGGUGGGAGGAAUGCACCCCCUGCUCCUGGAUCAUCAAACUACGAAGCUCAGCUAGCCUAUCAGCAUCACCUGGCAACAGGUAUGCUGAGUCCAGCUGCACAGCAUCAUCACCAUCGAGAAUCUUCGGCUUUCGUACCCGUCCUACCGUCACGAUCACUCAGAGCUUCCAUGUACCCGGGACUUCUCGAUGGACCCGACCAGUUGCCCAAGGAUGCAUCUGGGAAACGGGGUUCGGGGUAUGAAUUGAUUGCCAUGAUGGCGGAUAAAAGAAAAGAAUUAGCCCUACGUGAGGCAGCUGCGGCUAUGCUAAUGCCACGGGGAAAUCCAGGACAGGGGCCGGCUCCUCCACCAGGACUCUACCCGCCGGCUGCAGCAUUUCUGGCUGGACCUAGUCCAUCUCCCACGGCUGCAAAUACAUUCACAUUCCCACCCACCGCUACGGGACUAUUUCCACCAGGUGUACCACCAGGAUUGCACUCUGGGCUCGAUAGGAGAUUACUCAGAGCACCCGGAAGGGCAUCUAGGCCCAAGAAACAGUUCAUCUGUAAAUUCUGCAAUCGACAAUUCACAAAAUCAUACAAUCUUCUCAUUCACGAACGCACGCACACGGAUGAGCGACCGUAUUCGUGCGACAUCUGCGGCAAGGCAUUCAGGAGACAGGAUCAUCUGAGAGAUCACAGGUACAUACAUUCCAAGGAGAAGCCCUUCAAAUGCAUGGAAUGCGGCAAAGGGUUCUGCCAAUCACGCACGCUGGCCGUCCACAAGAUACUCCAUAUGGAGGAGUCCCCCCACAAAUGCCCCGUUUGCAGCAGGAGCUUCAACCAGAGAUCAAAUCUCAAGACACAUCUCCUCACACACACGGACCACAAGCCGUACGAAUGCUCCUCAUGCGGAAAGGUUUUCCGGCGAAAUUGCGACUUGCGUCGACAUGCCCUCACUCAUGCUGUGGGGGAUGUUCCCGGAGAGGUGUUGGAUGUUGGUGAAGAGGAGCGUCAUUUGUCCGGAGAUGAAGAUGACACGGUACUUGAGGUGGAUUCUCCGGAUCACUCUCCAGUUCGUCUGAGGGAUUCAUCAACAUCACGUCCCAGAUCCCCUUCAAAGGGUCCCGCGAGGGAAGAAGAACACGAAGUUCCAGAACGGGGGGAUGAGCAUGAGGAGGAGGAAGAAGAUGAAGAUCCUGAGGUGGAUCACGACAAAAGGACUCCUGAUCGUCAAUCGCAAUCCACGAUCUCCGAAGGGGAGCACGCAGAAGUGACCCAUUGUCACCAUGAAGGCUCCAAUGAGUAUACAAUGAGGCCAUCAAUUACGGACAUGUCACUGCCUCCUCGGCCCCCUAUUGAUACCCUCCCGCUCACCCAUCGUACCAACAUUCCGCGUCAGCAACCCAAACCUGAACCUUACGUACCCAUGCUGCAUGUUCGCCGAGAUCUCCAUCACAAAGCUCCAAGUAUCCCUCCAACGGCCACCGUAACUAGUGGUCUCCUUGAUCCAACGGCUGCAUUCCUUGGGCAUAUCCCUCUGCGGAAGAGACCCCUAGGCCCGGAUGGAGAACCCAUUCCACUCCUCCCGCCAAGACAUAUCCUAAAUCCACACCACCUUGGACAUCCCCUGUCAAUGGCGCGGCAUCCGCCGCUCAUGAAACCCCCCGAGGAAAUGAUUCUACCGCCACCUGUGGUGGCUCCAGAUCCUCCAGCUCCACCACCAGCAGCCCCACCACCACCCCAAGCUCCAGCACCACGCAAGACUGGCUUCAGCAUAGAGGACAUCAUGAGGCGCUAACGAAAGACUUGCGCAAAGCGACGAACCCACCAAGCGGGUUAAAGCUCCUACACGCUCCAAGAAUAUCUCUCUAAGCUCCAGCAGGUAUUUUUCUUUAAUUAAUUUUAAUAUGAAAGAAGAUGCAUUAUAAAUAGUUCUGACAGGAUAGGAUUAAUAAGAUGAACGAUGAAGGCAUUGCAAGAGGCCUCUGAAAAGCAAGUUAAGCAAUUGAAAGAUAUUUUUUUUAGUUCUUUUAAAGAAAUCCUUGAAAAUCAAGUUAAGCAAAUUCCUUCGGCGAUUAUUAAUUUUGAUCUUUUUACAAAUUAUUAAAAUUAAUACUUUGUUGAUGCUCUGCAAUUUUUUUUCGUAAUCUCUGUGAGUUUCUGUGAUGCACUUGAAGGUCAAUCCUUGACUUAGAACUUUCAGAACAUCACAUCGGUCAUGGUUUCUUGAAGACCUCUUGCAAUCCGGUAUUGACAAACGUGAUAUGAUAGAGUUUUCAGCGGAGAUGGAAAUUUCGCGUACUGAUGCCAUUAACCAUUAUUUAUUGGCUACUUGUUUUCAAUGUUCCGCCCGGGGGAGGGCAGGGGAUGGGGAAUGGCAUCGAAAAGCCAUUAAGUGGCAACAUGCCAUAUAAAAAGAAUUUAACAGCAAAUGGCAUUUUUUCCACCUCGCAACUUCCUCUCCGUGUCACCUCUUUUCCACGAGUGGAGCGUAAGAAAGAAAUGAAGAAUUUUGCGAUGUCUUUAAAUGUCGAUAGGAGACACAUUAAGAUAUUUGUAUAAUUAAUGUUCAAUUUUUUUCACCAUUUAAGUGGAAAAUUAAUGAGUAUUGUUAUGUACUUAGAUUUUGUUAAGAGAACAUUUAUUUUAAUUGCAAAAGUCGAUAAGAUUUUAAUGUAUUACUUUUUUUCUCCCAUCACCUGCAGCUGAAUAUUUAAGAUAAGGCAAAUGAGUUUAAGAUAGUAUAUGGUGUUGUAUAUAAGGCAUACAUGCUACGAAGCAAUCUAAUUUAAAUCUCCAUGAGUUUUUUUUCUUAAUUUUAUUAUUCUGUUUCCAUUUUCGCGUAUAAGAGAUGAUGUUAGGAAUGUAAGAUUCUGAGAAUGUCUUUGUACUUCGUCUUCCAUGUCAUGGAAGAAUUUCUAUUUUAGAUUAAAAUAAAUUUAGAAGAAAAAAAAUUCUCAAAAAGAAUGUACAAUUUGUUUUUAUCCCAAGUGUAACGCUAUAAGAUCAUUAAGGUUAUUAUGUGAUUACUUAUCUCAUAUAUUAAUGUAUUAAGAAAGGCAAAAAAGCAAAUAAAUAUAAAUUUGAGUCUCA
Lutzomyia longipalpis is the source of this 3740-nucleotide messenger RNA. RefSeq names its product protein bowel (gene bowl). Gene Ontology annotation, molecular function: DNA-binding transcription factor activity, RNA polymerase II-specific; RNA polymerase II transcription regulatory region sequence-specific DNA binding. NCBI's taxonomy places the organism in Eukaryota, Metazoa, Arthropoda, Insecta, Diptera, Psychodidae. The record is from RefSeq and is a predicted model, not a curated record. The coding region runs from base 544 to 2445 and encodes 633 amino acids. Gene Ontology annotation, biological process: regulation of transcription by RNA polymerase II; embryonic hindgut morphogenesis; embryo development. Gene Ontology annotation, cellular component: nucleus. The transcript is spliced from 3 exons.